AUGGAAAAGUACGACGUUUUCCCGGAAACGGGGUUUCUUCCUCGAGAGUUUCCUCUUGAAAAGCUUCCCCAAGCUUACUACCAACCAUGGGAGGACUUGGUGAACAAUUUACCUGCCCUCAUUAUGUCCAAGAAAAUCAGGCCAUUGAUAGAUCAAUUGCCCAAACUCGACACCAACCAAUUGACAAACGAGCGAGAGUACAGAAGAGCAUACCAGGUUCUUGGAUUCCUCACCCAAGCAUACAUAUGGGGCGUCAAUGAGCCCAGAGAUAAACUCCCGGUGCAACUUUCAGAACCCAUGUUGGUCGUGGCCAAUCACCUCCGGCUUCCUCCUCUUGCCACCUACGCUUCUUUGUGCUUGUGGAACUUCAAACCAAUCAUGAAAACCGGCGAAAAUAUCUGGGACUUGGACAACUUGACAACCAUCAACACCUUCACUGGAUCCAUCGACGAGAGCUGGUUCUACUUGGUGAGCAUUUUCUUUGAGAUGAAAGGUUCAUUUGCCAUCAAAGCAGGUAUGGCGGCCAUUGAGGGCACUCAAGAAGAUAACCCAGCCAAGGUUCAAACCAGCCUUGAAAACUUGGCUGAGAGCAUCGAUGCAUUGGGGCUGGAAAUGAUGCGCAUGGAAGAAAUGUGUGAUCCUCAUGUAUUUUACUUUCGUAUCCGCCCGUAUUUUGCGGGAUGGAAGAAUAUGGGUGACGCAGGAUUGAGCAAAGGCGGUAUAUUUUACGAGCCCGAAACCACUCCACGAGCAUACGCCGGUGGUUCCAAUGCUCAGUCAUCGCUCAUUCAGCUCUUUGACAUUUUGCUUGGGGUGAAACAUUACUCUACAGGUGAGAGGCCAUUGCCCACUUCGCAGGAUGCGACCGAAGGACCGGAAAAUGCAUUUAUGGACGAAAUGAAAGGAUAUAUGCCUGGAAAGCACCAGGACUUCUUGCAAAAAAUACAGCAAGAUGCAAAGAUCCGUGAUUAUGUGUUUGCUCAUAAGGACACCCACCCAGCUCUCGUGCUCAGCUACGACGCAUGUCUUGCUAUGCUCAAGCUGUUCAGAGACAAACACAUCCAGAUUGUUACCCGUUACAUUGUGCUUCAGGCCAAAUCCAGUGCCAAGAUGGGCUCAAGUAUGACAUUGCGCUCAGGUCUUGCCAAGUCUAAGAAGAGUGGUUCAGAAGCUAAAGGGACCGGAGGCACGGCGCUUUUGCCUUUCCUCAAACAGUGCAGAGACGAAACUGGUGCACCCGCAGCCGGAGACUGGGGUAAGCGUAUUCUUAGUGAUGGAGUGAUGAGAUUACGAUUUGCUAAAAGCAACGCUAUCAAUGAAGACUAA
Molecule: messenger RNA, 1326 nt
Organism: Meyerozyma guilliermondii ATCC 6260
Lineage: Eukaryota; Fungi; Ascomycota; Pichiomycetes; Serinales; Debaryomycetaceae
Product: dioxygenase
Exons: 1
Coding region: 1-1326 (441 amino acids)
Biological process (GO): 'de novo' NAD+ biosynthetic process from L-tryptophan
Cellular component (GO): cytoplasm
Molecular function (GO): indoleamine 2,3-dioxygenase activity; metal ion binding; heme binding
Source: RefSeq, a predicted model, not a curated record